UCCGCAGGUGUAGAGGAGGUCUCCAUCCAUCGUUUCUCAUUGCUGCUGCCGACGGUUUAUUAUAAGAAAUCCUUGGAAAUUUUUACUUGACAUGGGUCGUGUGCUUAUCUUUUGUAAAAGCAGUUUAUAUCUAGUAUGAUAUGACUUAUAUGUAUUAUGUUGUCAGUAAAGUAUAGUUGCACAUGAUAAUUAUACAAGAAGCACUGAAAGCAAGUCAGUUGGCAGGCAGAUUGUUUUAAAUCUGUGGAGUUCGAGUUUUCCAUAUGACUACAUGUUCUGAUAUUCUUUUUUUUUCCCAUGUAUUGCAUCUGUCCCUGGAAUCCUACUUUUGCAUUUAAAUUCUCUGGGUUAAUUCUUGACAGUCAUUUGCAUACCAGCCUUCCAUACUUUUGACAUGUGUUCAAUAUUCCUUUCACAGUUAUGAAUGAAAUUGAAUUGGUAGGAAAAUAAGGAACUUACAUUACUUUCAGAAUUGGUGCCAGCCUAAUCAAGCAGGGGAUGUCCUUCCUUGGUUGUGGGUGGUAAAGGCAAAGGCAGCUCUUUAGUUUCAUAGAGCCUACAGGUUUUUAGGAUAGAAUUGCAAAACAAGCUGUGAUAAACUAUCUUGUGGUUCUAUUAAAAUUACCUGUCACAAAAUCUAUCAAAUUUUGAGAAUUUAGGUUUCGGCCUCAAAUGUGACAUUUCCCGUUUCGCCUGAUAUCUUCCCAUAUGUUGCGAUUUCAAAUGAAGGCAGUUAUUUACUCAUAAUGAUAUUGUCUCCUUUAAAUGUGAUCCAAUGAUAUGGUAUAACAGGAGACAUCGAUAGAGCUGGCAUUCAUCGGUGAUGAUGGGGUUGUGCAGUCCAUCUGCGAGCUGUCUGUGUUUGGUACAAUUAAGGAUCUCACAAUCCUGCCCUGGAAUGAGAAGUUUGAUGCACAUAACAUUCAGGUCUAUCAAUUUAUGUACUUUUACACAACCUUCUUAUUAGAGAUAUUUUCUCAUUUCUUAUCUUACGUGGCUGAAAUUUUUUCGCAAUGUCAUGAAUGAAAUUUCUUUGGCAAAUUACAAUGCACAUGUCCAUCAUUCUGAAUGUGAUUUCUUUUGUAAUCUUAUGAAGAUGAAGGGGAAGGGUCUUUUGGUUGUUAUAUCUGAUUCCGGGAAGCUUUCAUUUCUCACAUUUUGCGGAGAAAUGAACAGAGGUGGUUUUGUAGCUGUUAGCGCAUAUGAGGACCGAUUUGCUCUCUUCUCUGUUUCAGUUUCUGUUGGAAGCUAUACCAUUGAUCAGAGGAUUUUUUAUCCCCCUGACAAUGGAGACACAUUUGCUGGAAGAAGCUUCCAGAAGCCCAAUAUAUGUGGAACUAUAUGAAGCAUGUGUUUUCUAUCAAAUCAACCAAGUAAGGACCAUGAUACUGUAUUAGCCAUUCUUCUGAACAGGUAUGAAUUAUGAGUAUUAUGUCCUACUAGGAAAUUUGUGUACACAUAUAUAUUUAGUUGUUUACACAGCUAUUAGAUGAAUUUUACUUCCUGUUCUAGCUUUGUAUUUGUUUUGGUGCUUUGCCGCCACGACAAACUGAUUUUAUCAGUUCUUCAGGAGGGGCAAGCCUGAAUGAGCUGUUGCUAUUCGGAUGGAAUAUUAGAGAGCAUGGCUUGUAUUUUAUUUCUCAGUACGUUGAAGCUGGGCCGUUAGCGCAUAACCUCAUUGAAGUUCCUCAUCUUCAUGGAUUUGCCUUUUUGAUGAGGCUGGGCGAUGUUCUCUUGAUGGAUCUUCGAGAUGCUUGCGAUCCCUAUUGUGUUUAUAGGACAAGCUUGUAUUCUUUACCUCCUUCAGUGGAGGAGAUUGAUGUGGUGGAAGAAACAUGUAGUGCACAUGACUUCGGCAUGGAUGAUGAAGGGUCGAAUGAUGUUGCCUGUGCUUUAUUGAAGCUGAGGGACCAUGAUCCCAUGUGUAUAGACGACAAUUGCAAUUCUAAAUCGAGCUCCAGAUAUGUCUGCUCAUGGAGGGAACCUGGAAACUCCAGAAAUCAGAGGAUGAUAUUUUGUGUAGAUACAGAAGAGCUUUUGAUAAUUGAAGUUUCAUCUGAUUUUAAGGGUCUUAAAGUUAAUGUAUCCUAAUUUCUAUAUAGAGAUCUACCAUGCAUGGCUCUUCUGUGGGUAGAAAGUGGAUACUUUGGCGGCAAUUGUUGACAUGGGAAGGUCCUGAAAUUUGAAAAUGGAAAGCUAAACAUAUGUAAA
Molecule: messenger RNA, 2211 nt
Organism: Syzygium oleosum
Lineage: Eukaryota; Viridiplantae; Streptophyta; Magnoliopsida; Myrtales; Myrtaceae
Exons: 3
Coding region: 1019-1345 (108 amino acids)
Source: RefSeq, a predicted model, not a curated record